UAGUUAUAGAGUACUGAAAAUAAGUUUCAUGAAAAGAAUUAAAUUUUAUGCUUUACAGUGUAAUCUAAUCGGUGAAUAUUACAGGAAACAUCUGUUUCUAAUGAAUUCAAAAAAGAAAACACAUAUGUUGUGUGCAAAAUAAUAUACUUUUAUAUAUUGUACUAAUAUUUCAAUUUUCCCAACAUUGUAGUUGUGUCUUUAUUGUUCUGUUUUGUUAAUUUCUGUAUGUUAGUAAAUGUGUUUUAUGCUGAUUUUAAACUAUACCAGAAAUUGUGAUUUUCAUCUGAAAAUUGUAUGAAUUGUUCGAGAUUGAAAAUGGUAAAAUAGUUGAAGUUGUAAAUAUUUGACAUUUCUUUUAAUAUUUUAUGCAAUAUGAGCUUAUUUUGUUAAUUUUAAAAAAAAAAAAAAAACUUUACCAUUCAAUGAAUAUUAUUUUUUUUUUAUUUCAGGAAAAGAUAUUUUUAAAAGUUAUAUUGUUUUAUCUUACUUGUCCUGUGUAUUAAAAAUCUUCCUAGAUUACACUCUGAAAUAUUCUGUCCACUCUAAUGUAAGUUACAGUUUGAAACAGUUUUGUAAAUCAAUAGUUGUGUGGAUUAUAAUAAUUCUGAACUAUUAAAACAUUUCUAAAAUAUAUUGUAAAGAUUGUAUCACUAAGUUAUGUGAUUCAAAUAUAAAAAUAGACUGUUAUGAAUGCAUUUCUUUUAUAAUUAAUGAAAUAUCUUUGAGUGUUACUUUUACAAAUUUAAAUGUUGAACUUAUUUUUUUCCGGAAUGGCAUUUCAGUCCAUUCCUCUUGGCUUAUAUCCACCUGGAAGGACAUUUGAUCAGCAGGAGCAAAAGCCACCGGUUAACCAGAAUGUUCCUGUGCCAGUUAAUGGUGAAAAAGCUUUGAUUUGUGAUCAGUGUGGAAAGACAUUUGCUGACAAGAACAGUUUUCACCAACAUGCUCAGUUCCAUUCUAAGCCUUUUGCUUGCAAAGUUUGUAAGAAAACAUUCAAUUCUCAAGGAACACUCACUCAGCAUAUGCGUAUACAUACUGGCGAGCGUCCUUAUAUUUGUCAGCAUUGUGACAAAAAAUUCAACCAGGCGGCUAAUUUGCAACAGCAUCUUCGAAUCCAUACAGGAGAAAAGCCUUUCGUCUGUGAACAUUGCAACAAGUGUUUCAAUCAAAAGGCUAUUCUCCAACAACAUAUCCGUAUUCACACUGGAGAAAAACCUUACACUUGCAUGUAUUGUGGGAAGAAAUUUUCUCAGCUAACAAUCUUACAACAGCAUAUAAGAAUCCAUACCGGUGAAAAGCCUUACGCAUGCGAAGAAUGCGGAAAGCGUUUCAAUCAGAAGACGAUUCUUGAUCAGCACAUCCGACUUCACACUGGCGAAAAGCCUUUUACAUGUCCUUAUUGUGGGAAAAAAUUCACACAAAUGGCAAUUCUCCAUCAGCAUGUUCGAAUUCAUACUGGAGAGAAGCCAUAUGGUUGUGACCGCUGUGGAGAAAAGUUUUCACAGAAGGCAAUUCUGGUACAGCAUAUUCGUGUUCAUACAGGAGAAAAGCCUUUUCCUUGUAUGUAUUGUGACAAGAAGUUCAGCCAAAAAGCAAUUCUUUUGCAGCAUAUUCGAGUUCAUACUGGGGAGAAACCAUAUGGAUGUGAACAUUGCGGAAAGAGAUUUCGCCAGAAGACCAUCCUUCAGCAACAUAUACGCAUCCAUACUGGAGAAAAACCAUUUGUAUGUGAGCUCUGCGAUGAAAAAUUCAGUCAAAAAGGAAAUCUACAAAAACAUUUACGUUCACAUUCUGGGGAGAAGCCUUUCACAUGUGACCAUUGUGGACUCAAAUUCACUCGAAAGGUAAUGCUAGAUCUCCAUAUACGCAUGAGUAUGAAAGGACCUCCUACUUCCACUGAUAUAAAUAAGCCACUUACCUGUCAUUUUGGUUUGUCAAAUGACAAACAGCUUAGUAAGCCCUACAUAUUCAAUGCACCUCCAAAUGACAAACCAAUGACGAAACCCUGUCAUUUCAACACUAGUGAUAAAGCUAUAGCUAAGCCAUGCCACUUCAAUCUGACAACUGAAAAACAUGCUGCUCAUGCUUCCCUUGCUGCUUGCGUUUCUAGUGCCAUAGCUCAGAAUGAAUGGGCUUUCCCUCAGUAGCAGUGUCCUCUAGAUCUGUGAUUUUUUUUUUUUUUUUUUUUUUUUUUUUUAAUUAUUAUUAUUAUUCAUUUAAUUUCACUGUAGGCAUUUCCUUUUUUGGCUUUUGCAGCCUGAAACAUUUUGAAAUUAUAUCAGUCCAGUAUAUUCAUAUAGUCUCAUUUUGAAAUUCUAUGUCUCAAAAACACAAGUUAGAUGCCAAUAAUUUUCAAUAAGUUUGAGUUCAAGCAGUUUAAAGGCUGUCUCUAAUGUGUACAGUAUUUAUGAUAACACGGUAAAUGCCUUUUGCAAAUGCUUAAGGGUAUUUCCUUAAGAUGUUAAGGUAUUGUCUUAUAACAUAAAAUUUAGCAGUGAGUUUUAUACUAUGGUCUGUGUAAGUGUUUUGCAUUUGUCUUUAUUUCGUAUGUUCCUAACAUGCUAGUUUGAAUUUUCGCCAAAAUGAGAAUUCUUUCUUCCUCACUCUAAUCAUUUACAUACUCUGAUGCCAAUUUUGUUUUGAAUCAUAAGUAAUGACUAGUGUGAACCGUGCAUUAUUGAAUUUUUUUUUUUAACACACUGAAACAUGCGUAGUGCCUAAACUUGUUAUUUCAACGUUUUAAGUUAUGUUACUCCUUUUAAACAUGACUAAAUUUAUCAUUUACUUUUAGAAAAUGAUGAUUACUUGUAAAGAAUAUUAAAGUUCCUUAACUGAUAACAUGGUUCGUGAUGGACAAAGUCGGUUAAAAUCAAAUUGCAUGCAUGUCUGCUUUUAUUUGCUAAAAAUGUAUACUUUGUUGCUUAUUGUAAUGUUUUUGUUUUCUGUUUUAUUGCUUUUAUUGAAUGUUAAUUGUCAUUGAUCAAACUUUUGCAUUUACAAGUAAUAUAAAUGCAUAUUAAGUUUGUUUGCUUUAAUUUUCUUUUGUAUUAUAUUUUUGUUGUAAAUUUGAAUCGAAAUCAGUCUUGCUUAAAAUAGUUUCAAGUCUUGCUUAAAACAGUAAUUUCAAGUCCUGUUUUUAAGUGAUAUUGGGAAAAAUUUUUCAUGGUUUUAACCAAAAUUUGUCAUUUGUAAAGGCAUUUGAAACUGGCUAAUCACGAAUAUUUUUAAGUAAAUCUUAAUUUACUCUAUUUGAAUUAUUAAUGAUCUUUAAUUUUUAAAAUUUGUUUAUGUUAUAUAGAUAUAAGUUUAUUGGUUUAAAUCGUUUACAAACUCAUAAGUUUUUUAAAUUUGUGAUAUUUUGUUUGUUUAUAUGUAAAGAAUUUUAAUAAAAUCCUCAUCAUUAUUUUACCUUUCUUGUUUGUAUUAUGCUGUUCUGUGUUGAAAAUGUUUUUAUAUACUAUAAUAAUUUCAUUAAAAUUAAUGGUUUUAUAUAUUAUUAAUAAAGGUACUUACUUGUUAAUAGACAACAAUUCGUACUGUUGACAUGUAAAAUGAGUAUUGUAACAAUCAUCAUACCUUUGACAAAAAAAUCUAAAUCUCAUAUAUAUAUAGCAUUGUGUCAUACUAUGUAAUAAACAGAAGUGAAACAGAAUUAUAAUAACUUCAGAUAGAAAGUGAUUGAAUACACUUAGUAAAAAAAAUGCAGUAUUUCUCUUCAUAAUUGAUUUAUGAUUGUAUACUUAUUGUAAUGGUUAUUUUCAUUUCCCUUUGUUUAUUUUGAUAGGAAAUUUAUUCAUAAUGCUGAUUGAUAACUGGUAAGUAUCUAAUUAAAUACCUGGAAUGCAGAAAGCUUAUGAUACUCAAAAUAUUUAAUUUUUUUUUGGGAUAUAUGUAAGCCUUAAUCAAAAAAAAAAAAAAAAAAAAAACUUGAAUCUUCUGCUUGGUGGUGUGUAUUAUAAUUUUAAUUUAAGUAUUUACCAGUGAUUUUCUUUUUUCUCUUUUUUGAACACAGAUUCUGUAUACUUAUCAUUCUAUAUCCAUUAUAUAUAUAUGUGGUUAAUUAGAUUCAACUUUUUUGCACUUAGAAAUAAACCUUUUCACUUUCACUGAGAAGGAAAUGAUCAUUUCUAGAAUAUUUGUUUUCUGAAUUUAAAAAUAUUGUUAGAAAUAAAUAUUCUUAUGUGAAUAGUCAAAUUUUUUAUUGUGUUAUUUUGAUUCAUGCAAACUUUGCAUAUUUAUCUAUUUGUAGUUAGAUAUUUUGUAGGAUACAGUUUAAAUUUUUGAUACAUCUGUAUAUGCAUUUCUAAAACUAUUCCAUGAGUUAAAAAAAAAGGUUAAGAUUUUUAAAGACCCUAAAAGGCAUUUUAAUGAGCUAAUAAUUUAAUGUAUUUAUUUUAUAUUAUACUACAAGUAAUUUAAAUAGCUUUAUUAUAAUCUAAAAUAAAAAAUUUAUAUGCAGUGUUAUUAGGUUAGGUCAGUGGUAUUCAAACGUUAUGGCACCCAAUAAAUUUUAUGCAAACCAAUAAAAAUAUGAAUGACUCCAGAAUUUUUUUUUUUUUUUUUACUUCACCCAUAGCAUUACCUUCAAUUUAGAUACUGUAGGAUUUUUUUCCACCUUGAAACAGUACUAUAAAUUUUUGCAACCCAUAGUUUGAAUACCACUGGGUUAGGUUAUUGAAAUAUGGCAGAACACACAAGGGCUAUCAAUCUAAGGGGACAGAGGCCUUCAUGGAGGAGACCUACCUUCCCGAAGCAUUUUCUAAGGGAAUUUAUCUUGUAUCAACAAAUGCAGAAAGUUGUGCUCAAAACUGAACCUGAAUAAAAUUCCCAGCAUUCUAAAAUUUUAUCCUUUUAUUGAUUCAAAAUACAAGCUGUAAUGAAAUAUAAUGAUAAUGUUAAUGAAGUAACUUCUUAUAACACACAUUUAGACUGAAUAUUAAUAAUACUAAUAUAUAUAUUAUUAUUAGAAUAUUCUAUUAUUAUUUAGUCAUAAGCUUUCUGAACCAUAUUUCCAAAAGUAUAUAUGCCUUAGUUAAUUGUUAAUUACUUUGAAAAUAAAUUGUUUAUAAUUAUUUCUAACUUAAAAAAUUCAGUUUACCAAUAAUUUACACUUCCUGUUGAAAAUUAUGAUUGAUUAUAAAAUUGCACAAAGAACACAUUAUCCAAAACUCUUGGAAGUAGAUGCAAAUUACUUUUUUCAUGAAAUAUUUUUUUAAACAUACCAAAAAAAAAUAAGUAAAAUUUUCUAUUAACUUAUCAAUGGAUAUGUAUUUUAUAUAUAUUCGAGACUUUUGUAAGACUAAAUUUGUGUAUGUUUCUGUUAGUUGAAGAUCUGUUUUUGAGAAGGUUUUGUUUAAAAUUAGGCAUAUUAUUUUAUUGAGAAGUUGUGUCUCUUGAAUAUAGUUUUAAAGCAUUCACAUUUAAAAAAACACAUAUAUAGGGCAGACAGUUUAUUAAUUGAGGCAAUCUAUUUCAUUCUUGUGAAAAAAUGCCUAAAUAAAUUUGUAACUGUUAAAGCUUUAAUCUAUUUGACUCAUAAUAAAUUUGCCUUAUAUUUUUUAUUUUGUGUGUAACAUGUAAGUAAUUAAAUUAAUGUCAAAGUUUCUGGUUUCCAAAUAAUGUUAGUUAAAUCGUUUUAAUCAUGGCAAAUGUGCAAUUAGAAAUUUUUUCUCGGGAAAUUUCUAAGCUGAAGAAUUUUAAUCCAUAAAAUUUGCUUACAACUUCAUGUUUUUUUUUUUUUUUUAAGAAAACUUAUUACAUAUAACCACCUAGCUUUAAAGACAUCUUUCUGAGGAUCAGUCAUUUUUUUUUCCCUUUUGUGUAAUUAAUAUGUCAUCUUGUGCAUGCAAAUAAACUAAGUAUGUCUUCAUGAGUAGUCAACUUGAAAAAUGGUUUUAAAUGGUAGUGCAUUUUGAUCUGAAGCAAAAGUAUGAUAAUUCUGAAUUUUUACAAUGCCACAUUAUCAAACUAAAAUUGUAUAUUGAAAUUAUUUUUUUCAUAUUAUUGAAUGUGUAGAGGAAUAAAAAAAAAUUACAUAGAGUAACUCUGCAAAUAAAGUUAAUGAGAUAAACUUAUUAAUAAAUGAAUUUUUCUUUAAUGUUAUUCUAUUUAAUAAAUUUUUACUUUAAAAUUAUUAUUAUUGCAUGUGCUUGAAUUAUUUUGUUUAUCUUUAAAAUAUCCAUAGGCUAUUUAAUUAUUAUCCUUUUUUUUCCCCUGAAUUUUUUUUUACAGUUGUGUUUAAUGAUUAAUUAGCCUUACAACAAGUGGUUCAAUUUGCUUAUAAAAUAUUUUGGAUAAAUAGUACUAAAGAAAACAAACAAUAUACAAGCAUCAUUUUUUAAACCAAGUGAUUGAAAACGGCAAAUAAAACAUGAAACAGCUACAGAAUCUUUCUGAAUAUGACCAGCUGAAGUGGUAGUUGUACAGUCUUAUAGCAGGAAUCUCGGUGAAACUAAUGCAUUUGAUGUUUAUUAUUGUUAUUGAAUGUUUUCUGCAUUUUUGUUGCUCAGCAUAUUUGGUAUUAUAUAAAUGAUUAUUGUAAUAAGGUGCACUUUGAACAGAGUGGAGUCAUUAUUUUGCCAGAAAUGUUUUUAAUAAACCCCUAAAAAAAUCAUAGUUAAUAUUAGAAUAAAGUAGUUUUUCUUAGCAGCUAUGAAAUGUCGGUUUAGAUAACUGCAAAUAUAAAAAUAUCAGUACAAGAACUAACCAUCUGCAUCGAAAAUGGUUGUGGAAUAUUUUGGAGGUGUUCUCUCAUUUAUUGAUAUGUUUAAGAAAAGAAAAGCUAUUCAUGAGUUAUCGAUGAAGACAUACGAAGCAAGUUUUUGAGUCUAAGCAGAGAAAUCAGAAAAUAUAUGUCAUUUAAUUGUAAUUACAAUUACAUUAUAAAAAAUUUUAUGUGCAUCAUUUUUAAUGAAAUUCAUUCCAUAUUAAGUGAAAGCAAGUUGCAGUUAAUAAAUCAUGUUAAUUCAAAAGCAUAACAAUUGAAGUCAUAAUUAAAUAAGGGAUUUCUGUAAUUCCAUCUCCAGUGUACUUAGGAAUUAUGCACAUAAUAUCAGGUGAUUAGAACAAGUGACAUUGCUCAAAAACUGUGGUUGGUAUGGGGGGAGGGCCUGAGUGAAUAUUUAAAAUCAACAUGCAGAUGCAUAAGAAACAAUUUUACCUAUUUUGUGACAAGACCAGUAUUGUUAUGGUUUUCUUGUAAAUAAGCAUGAAGUUGUAUACUUCUUUUAUGAGCAUCUGUAUAUUAUUUUUGUUUAGCAGAGAGACUUGGAUAUACUUAAUUUUCUUUUAUGAGCCAUAAACUCAACAUGGUUAUGGUGUGCUAUCCCUAUCACAACUUUUACUGUCAGUUUUCUUUGACUGAUCCUCAUUCAAUAAUACAUUUCACAUAGUCGUUCAUUGAUAGGGGGUCAGUUGUUAAUCACACCCCCAGGUUAUGUGCCUGAACUGUGGUGUGUUUGUGUGUGUGUAAAUAUGUGUAUAUCACUUAAAAUAGUUUAAUAUUAAUCUUUGUUUUUAGUUUGGCAUAUAACUUCCAUUUAGAACUGAAAUUUUAAGCUAUUUAUAAGACACCCACUCAUUGCAUUUUAUGAUAGAGUUGUCAUAAGGUUUUUGAAAUAACUUAUUAUAUUAUGUAAAAUAUAUGUAAAAGUCUAUAAAUUUUUAUGUUUAUAUAUAAUAUCAGGAAGUAUAACAUCCAUGCAUAAAAUAUUCAGAUGGAUGCUUUGUUGAAGUGGUAUGACACUAGCAUAGUAUAAAGCAGUGAGAUGCAUAUUGUGUAACAAUUCUUUUAAACCACCCAUUAUAUUAUAGUAUGUAGUAUGAUUCAGGGUAUUAUUUGAGUGUUAUAAUACAGUGAAUUUUACAUGUUUUUACCCGGGUUUCAUGGUAGUUAAAUGCUUGUCUGCGUGCUUGUAGGAAGUAAUAGUAUAGCUUAUGCUUUUUCAUGCCAUGUAUGUAUGUGUGUGGUGUCAUAGGCAUGUACAUGGAAUCAGCCAGAUGGAGUGUAGCACCACUGGAAAGGUUUAGAAAACAUUUAAUGCAGAAAGUAACUUUAUUAUCAAUGUUACUUUAGUUAUACAUUAAAAGUUCUUGUAAAUAUGAUGAGAAAAUUUUGUUUUGGUACAGUAGAUUCCAAUUCUUGCAACUAGUAGUUGGUGCUUAUCUAUCUGGUCCAGUAUAAUCAAAGUGUUUGUACAUGCCUAUAUGUGGUAUCUAUUUUCAAAUGUAAUUUUUUAGUUUUUCAUUGAACGUUUGGUUUAGAGUUCCCAGAAAUUUUAAAUGUUUCAUUGUUUGUUCAUUUGUAUUUUAUGAGUUGAGAUCUGAAUUUUUUUAAUGUUUUUAAAAAGUGGUGAAGAGUUGUAAAAAAUUCAUUAUUCAUAACAUUUGAUAUUACAAAACUAUGCAACUGCAUAAAGAAUUUUGUUUGUUUAAUGCUAUAUAUUUGGAUUUUAUUUCAUUAAUAAUUUCCAAAAACUAUUUUGGAAUUUUUUAAUAAAUUUAGAAUUCCAUUUUGGCAUUUAUUAAGCUCUCAAAAUAUAAUUGUAUGCAAUUUGAAGUUAAUUUUUUUAAUCAUAAUAUAUUUUAGUGUAUUUCAUAUUCCUGUUAUGCAUAAUGAAUUCAAAGAAUAUAUGCGUUGUAAAGAAUAAUUUUUUUGUGUUAUAAUUCAAAAUUGUGAGCAUUCUAAAUUAAUUCUUAUGCUAAGUUCAUCUGUACUGUAUCAGCUUUAGCUCAAUAAACUGAAAUUGGUUUUAGAAUCUGUGGAAAA
Molecule: messenger RNA, 8767 nt
Organism: Stegodyphus dumicola
Lineage: Eukaryota; Metazoa; Arthropoda; Arachnida; Araneae; Eresidae
Biological process (GO): regulation of transcription by RNA polymerase II
Cellular component (GO): nucleus
Molecular function (GO): RNA polymerase II cis-regulatory region sequence-specific DNA binding; DNA-binding transcription factor activity, RNA polymerase II-specific
Source: RefSeq, a predicted model, not a curated record